This is a messenger RNA of Biomphalaria glabrata, 2624 nucleotides long. Its product is annotated as solute carrier organic anion transporter family member 2A1-like. The coding region runs from base 365 to 2419 and encodes 684 amino acids. Gene Ontology annotation, cellular component: membrane. The transcript has 13 exons. Gene Ontology annotation, biological process: sodium-independent organic anion transport; transmembrane transport. Gene Ontology annotation, molecular function: protein binding. NCBI's taxonomy places the organism in Eukaryota, Metazoa, Mollusca, Gastropoda, Planorbidae. The record is from RefSeq and is a predicted model, not a curated record.
UUUUUUUUUUUUUUAAAGUAUUUUUUUUGUAACUUGUAUAUGAUUUACUCUCUCUCUCCCUCCCCUUCUCUCUUUCUCUUUCUAUGUCUGUAUGUUUCUCCCUCCCCCCUCACUCUCUAUAAUACAUAUAUAAAUAUGUUACCUCCAUCAUUCCAUUCAUCGGCCCCCUCUCCAUCCACCCACACAGACACAGACUAAUACGGGCACAUUGUGUGUAAAGAACUUUUCAUUCAGACAACAGAAUGUAGUUAGAUCUCGCAGGCACGCAACAUAGUCUCACAACUGGGUUAUCACCGAAUACUUUUAUAUUUGCUAUUAUUGUCUAAACUAUAAUAACAAACAUUGACAUAUACUAACUGCUGUCAUGAACCGAACGGAGUAUAAUCCAGUGCCCGAUUCACGAAAAGAUUCGAGCGAGGACUUCCGAGGUGGCCCAAAGAGGGACACGCUUUGUGGGAUUCUGUCAGUGACACCAGAGGUCAUCCAGCCUUGUGCCAAUAUGAGUUGCUUCACUGCUUUCUAUGGCAUGGCAGCUCUGUUGACCUCCACACUCUCCAUCUAUGUAAACUCACAGUUGACCACACUAGAGAGGCAAUUUGGCUUUACCUCCAAACAAACAGGACUCAUUAUGGGGGCCAACGACAUCGGCUUUUUGAUCUGUGUUCUCUUCGUCAGCUACUCCUCUGACAGAAUCCACAUUCCAAGGUCGUUGGGUAUUGCUACAGUUUUAUUUGGAAUCUCAGGAUUACUUUGCUCACUGCCACACUUCAUAUUCGGAGCUCGGGAACAUUCGGGAGCUUCCGCCAAAGUAGCAUCUAACCAAUCUCAGCAGAGAUCGUUGAUGUUUGGAGACCUCUGUGACAGCAGCAACAUCUCUUCGGCACCUUGUGACACAGAGCUUCAGAAAUCUGGCGCGUGGGUCUCCGAGCACGUGACUACGGUUUCCCUUGCGAUCAUUUUCAUAGGCAUGAUGCUGCAGGGUUUCGGCAAGGCUCCGAGAGUUUCCCUCGUGGUUACCUACGUUGACAACAACACCAAGAGAACCAACUCUGGGAUUUUCAUAGGAUGCAUCGUUACGAUGGGAAUCCUGGGACCACCCGCGGCCUACACUUUGGGAGGACUCUUUAGUAAGAUGUAUGUCACCUUGGAAGCAACAACCUUGACCCCCAGACACCCGAAGUGGAUUGGCGCUUGGUGGUUAGGUUAUGUGACUUUUGGAGUCUUGGCCCUCCUAAUAUCGAUACCGCUCUUCUGGUUCCCACGAAAACUUCCGCAGAAACACAGAACGACACCUGGCGACAUAGAAACAGUUACAAAAGACGAUUUCCCCAUCUCUGGACUUCCGGUGACUUCUAACGCGACUGGUGACGCUAAGAUUGAAUCUUCGGAAUUGCGUACUAGAAGUUUGAUUCAUCAUCCUCAAGACAGACUCCGUCUGAAGUCCCUGCUACAUGAAAUCAAAGGUUUCCUGGCAGCGCUAAUAAGGCUAUGGACCAACCCUAUCUACGUAUGUUUGAUCAUGUCCUCCUGUUUUGUCCUGUUUUCAGCCAGCGCUAUUGGGUCCUUCACACCAAAAUAUAUGGAGAGAAUGUUCAACUUGCCCGCGUACAAAGCCAACUACAUCAUGGCUGGCCAGUCGCUUAGCGCUUCCUGUGUUGGAACAAUUCUUGGCGGUUACCUGACGAAAAGAUUAAAGAUGACGGCGAAAAGGGCUUUGGUGUUUUCUACUGUGAUCCUUUUCCUGUCCAUUACUUGCACUGUAGUAGCCAUGUUCUUUCAAUGCGAGCAGCCGACAGUACACAACUGGCCAGGGUCAACAGAAUCCUGUUACGAUGACUGCCAUUGUGAAGAUAACAAAUACUUCGCCAUUUGUGGGCAAGACGGAAAGACUUACUACUCACCUUGUACAGCUGGCUGCACCAGUGUUAACAAUGGCGUAUACCAAAACUGCACUUGCAUCGCUGGAGGAACAGCUGUGGCUGGCUCCUGUGACUAUGGGUGCGGUCAGUUGUAUGCGUACUCGAUAUUUGCAGCACUCCGCACAGUCACAGGCACGUUGGUGAUAGUACCGAAAAUUAUUCUAAUGCUCAGAUGUGUGGAUGACAAAGACAGGGGGUCGGCCUUAGGUCUCUCGGCUUUCAUGACGUCAUUGUUCGGUUGGCUUUUGGGACCAAUUUUUAUUGGUUACGUCAUUGAUGGCUUUUGCACCAUUUGGGACGUGACGUGCGGCAAGAGAGGGCGCUGCCUUCUGUAUGACAAUGACGUCUUCCGGGUCAAGUUGCACGGCUACAGCGCCACCUCUUUGGCCUGCUCGUUUGUGGUUCUUCUCAUUGCCUGCAUAUAUGCCAGGUGCACUGGCUGUCUGGACGAGAAAGGCCAAAAGAAAAAGACUACUCCAAUAACGGUCCCAUUUAUUUGACAUGCCGAAUUGUGUUUCUGUAAGAACUGAAAAUUAUAUGAACGCUGAAAUGAUAAGUAUUUAAUCAAUUGUGAGAUUAUAUAAUCUUAUAAACUUGUGAGAGGGUAACUGCCUGUGUCGAAUCUUGUGACUCUGAUCUCCUAACGAUGCCCUGGGAUCUCAAAUUCUAAUCUGUCUAAUCUCUUUUAACAUAAAGACAAGUAGG